GGCUGCUAUUGAGGAUGCAGGUUUAAGUUGUGUCAACAUCACCAAGAGGUCCAUUUAGUAUCUGUUCUGGAGUUUUUGAUCUCGUCACACACAUUCAGUUUGAAAGCAGCAUGGACGACUGAGGUCACUGAUCAUGUGAUACAGCUCAAAAGCUCCGGCCACUGAGGAGACAAGGCCCGUAUGGUGAAGUCAGUUUAGUCAACCUGAUAAGAACUGUGCUUUUAUGUUGAAAGUACAGAACAGGAAACGGUCGUGUUUGUUGGUUUUAACUUGACGGGGGGGAACUGGUUUGAAUUUUUUUCUUUCAGAGGGAAAUUUAGAAGAAAGUCAGAGUUCAGCAGAGAGAUAAACGGCCAGACUGCCGGGUGGUUACAGAGCAGGUAGUUGGUUAGUUAGGUAGGUAGAGAUCUCUGAGUGAUGGAAGCGCCUCUGACCAGCAGGAAGAGGUGAGACUGAAUCUGAACUUUAAUUGAUCUGAACUUUGGGCUGAAUAAGAGUCUGCGGGACAAAGUGAAUUUAAAAACACUUGUUAGUUUGAGUUUAAUGUUUAACUCGGAGAAAGAAACUUGUGAGCGUCUCCAGAGUUAACGUCUGAAGGAGUUAUUAAGGAGUUUCCUGCUCUCUCUAUUUGAGUCAAACUCAGAGUUUCAUUAGUGAAGUCAUAUUUUAUUCUGAUUUAUCUGAUCUGAUACUUCCUACUGUGUUUUCAUGGAUGAACAGUUUGUUCGUCCUGCUCAACAUGCAGCUGUUCGACAGAAACCUGAACCAGGAGGAGGAAUGUGACGAGUUAAUCUGUUAAUCCUCCUCGUUAGCUUCAAUCAGCGUGACGAGCUGCAGCUUCACAUCAGCUGCUUCUCCUCUUCCUGAUCAGGUUCUGAGUGAAGCCCAGAUGAGAGCUGGCUGAGUCCUCUAACAGCUGAGGUGUUUCCUCUCUUUCCUCCCUCAGCAUAGGGACCAUCUUUACCAAAGGAACACCGUCCCACAAUUCACUGGGGCAGCAACAUGACGCCGGGGGUCACUUUAAAUGUUGAACGUGGGCCGACACGUCCUCCUUGAGAAGGUCAUCCUCACCUGUCUGUUUCUAAAAGACUGGAUAGCUGUAGCUAACCUCAGUGGCCUUGCACCGUUUCAUGGAGGCAGCAUGAAAUGAUAGAAACUAACUACAAGAGCGUUUAACGUGUGUUUGUCUUCAGUAAAGAGUCGGGAUGAGAAAGGAGAAGAGCUGUUGAAAUAAAACAAAUAAAAUGGAUCCCUUCCACCGAUCGCCUCCUAAUCUGGUUUAUAGUUUAACUCAAAGUGUUGAGGACAUAAAACUUUCCUCAGUAUAAGAAUGUACAAAUAUAAGAAAAUGUUUUUGUGCAAAAGUGAGGAAACAGUUAGCGGGAGGCUAAAAUUUAGCGGAAGUUAGCAGGAGGCACACAGUUAGCAGGAGGCUCAUAGUUAGCGGGAGGCUAACAGUUAGCGGAAGUUAGCAGGAGGCUCACAGUUAGCAGGAGGCUCACAGUUAGCGGAAGUUAGCAGGAGGCUCACAGUUAGCGGGAGGCUCACAGUUAGCAGGAGGCUAACAGUUAGCGGGAGGUUAACAGUUAGCGGAAGUUAGCAGGAAACUCACAGUUAGCGGGAGGCUAACAGUUGGAGGCUCACAGUUAGCGUGAGGCUCACAGUUAGCGGGAGUUAGCAGGAAGGUCACAGUUAGUGGGAGGCUAACAGUUAGCGGGAGUUAGCAGAAAGGUCACAGUUAGCGGGAGGCUAACAGUUAGUGGGAGUCAGCAAGAGGCUCAGAGUUAGCAAGAGUUAGCGGGAGGCUAACGGCUAACAUGUUGUUUCUGUCUCCCCCUGGUGGUCACAUGAACACCUGCUGCUCUGACAGACGCCAGGAGGCCCAGCAUCAGCAUCCAGCCUGCAAGAGGAGGUGCAGAGAGGAGGAGGAGGAGGAGAUGAAGGGGAGGAGGAGAACAGCAGGAGGCUGUGAGGAGAACAGGGAUCCAAGAGAAGCUCUUUGGAGGAGAACACCGAACCUGAAGAGAGAGCACAGACGGUUUUCACAGUCUGGAACCAGAACCAGGACCUCAGUCAGGACUGGAUCUGAGUCUGCAGCUGGAUCUGGAUUCAGGUCUGGAAGUGAGAUCCAGUCCUGCAGACCGCAGGUCAGAGUGGCCCAGAUUAGUAAGACCAGGAUCCAGACUUCAGUCCAGACUGUAGAUCUCAGAGGGUCUGAACUGGUUCAGGGUUUGGUCCUCACAGAUCGGACUGAUCCAGGAUCCACUGAGAGCAAUCUGGACUACAGGAGACUGACCCGGAUCAGACAGAAAAGGGCCACAGAGUCCACCUUCGAGAUCAGGUCCAGAGCAGGUCCUGUGAGCACUGCAGAUCUGGUCUCAGAUCAAUCCUUAGAGACCAAGACCCGCCAAAUCAGGUGUGAGAGAUUCCUGGGUGCAGAGUCCAGCAGAGGAGAGGAGGAGGGAGCCAGGAUCGGGUCCAGGUCUGAGAGGAGGCCAACUGGGCCCAGGAGGAGGAGGAAGAUCCACCCGUCUGUGUUCAGAGGGAGAGGUCAGCUACGGCUAUCAGUCAUUCCGGAGGCGGGGCAGCUUGUCAUUCAGAUCCACGAAGCCAGAGGGCUGAUGGGAAAAUCCCAAAGGUCAUGUGACUCAUAUGUGGAGCUGGCAGUGACCUCGGACCUCGACCGCGGCAUCAGGAUGACGACUCCGACCGUCCUGAACAACAAGAACCCAGAAUACAAACACAGCUUUACACUGUGUAUCCUUGACGACCUCAUCCUGAACAGGCUGUUGGUUUCUGUGGUCAGCAGGUGCGGCCAGCUGAUUGGAUGCAUGAGCUUUGGGAUUGGUUCUCUUGUCUCUUCCUCUAAGCGUGUGACUGGUUGGUUCUACCUGCUGGGGGAGGAGUUUGGGAGGAGCAAACACCUGAGAGUGACAUCACAGCAGAGCAAACCAAUAAGGAAGCCAGAGGACGCACCAGCACGCCGUGCAGAUCUCAGGAGGACUCCGGACUCCGCUCCAGAUACCGACCUCAACCGCAUCACCACCACCGCCGCUGCCACCAUCCUGUCAAACUCCACCACCAGCACUACCUCAGCCGUGGGACUGAAAGACCUGACAAACCACAGCCAGACCUCCAGUCGCCCCCACAUCCUCGAUCCCAUCAACACUAACUACAGCAGCCAUGUCUCCACGCUGUCCUCCAACACCAACCGGCGUCAGGCAACCCGAGACCGCAGCAGCGCCCAGCAGCUGACGGUGAACGUUGUUCGAGGAAAAGAUGGUUUUGGAUUCACGAUCUGCUCCGACUGUCCGGUCCGAGUCCAGGCCGUCGACUCUGGCGGUCCGGCUCAUCAGGCGGGUCUCCGUCAGGGAGACUCGGUCCUGCAGCUGAACGGACUUCCUGUCGAAACCUGGAAGUGUGUCGACCUUGCCCACGCCAUCAGGAGUUGUCCGUCUCAGAUCGUGCUGGUGGUCUGGAGAGGGUUACCUGAGCUCCGGUCAGGAUGUGAGGCUUCGCUCCGCCCACCUGCACACAACACGGGUCUCCACCUGAACUCCGCCUCCACGCUGGCCAGCGACUCGAGGAAGAAGACAACAGGCAGGAAGCUGCUGCCUCACCCCGCCCACAGUAAGCAUGGCCCCAGAUGGGGUCAGAGGUCGGGGGUGAGGUCCGGUUUAGGGGCUCUGGGUUCUCUGUGGAGGGACAGGAAGGAGGAGCAGGAGGAGGAACAGGAGGAGGAGGAGGAGGAGGUGACUGAGUAUUCACCUCGCACCACCACGCUCAAGGGCACCCGUGUGACAUCAUCACAUGGAGACAAUUACAUCAUCCUGUCACCUGUCAACCCGGGAGAACAGCUGCUGCAGCCGGUUUAUCACGACAGGAACGGAACGAUCGGGCGUCUGUACCAGACUCACCCCAGCAGAGGUCAGAACCUGCUCCACGACCCCCGACCCGGGAUGUCACAGCGGCCAUUCACUGGUCACACUUCCACCCUCACCCAUACCCCCCCCACCUCCUCUUCAUCAGCCCAGCCCACCAACUACGGCAACUACCAGAACUGCACCAUCGUCCAGUCACAUCUGCCCUGCUCCACCUACGGAACCUACGUCACCCUGGCACCCAAAACCCUCAUCUUCCCCAUCUUCGUCCAGCCUCUGGAUCUGUGCAGCCCGGACAGAACCCUGCUGAUGUCAGAGGAAAUGGUUCUACACCAGGCUGACCUGCUGCCUGCGAAGGUGACCGUGUUGAUCUACAGUGACCUGCUGCUGUUCACCAGAGAGGACGAAGCUGGACGCUGCAACGUCCUACAGAGCCCACUGUACCUGAACACACUGCAGCUCAGAGAGGUGUCGUCAGAGCCGCUCCAGAUCUACUUCCUGCAGAGCGCGCAGAGCUGCUGGCGCUGUCUCUUCAGUCUGGAGGCCUUCAGCAUCGAGCAGAAGGUCAGGGUCAGUCUCUGUCUCCAUGACAACAUCCAACUACAGCUGGUCGCCCAGGAGAGCGGACACACCCACCAGCUCUCAGACCUCCCCUCAGACCUUGGCCUCCUCUCUCUCCGUCAGUCCGACCUCAUCUAUCAUCCUUCCGCUCCUUACUCCUCUUCUGAUCCUCCCCUCCUCCGCCCCUCCUCCCCCUACUCCUCUCUCUGUGACUCCCUCAGACCUCCCUCCCCCUCCACUUACUCCCCCAGCUCUCCCUUCUCCUCCUCCUCCACUCCUCUUCCCCACUUCUCCUCUCUCUCCCCAUGCACCACGUCUUCCUCACCUCCUUCCAGAACCUUCAUCACCCCACCUCACCUCCUCCCUCCGCCUCCCUCCUCCUCCUCCUCCACCCAGAGGAGUCUGGUCUGGAAGGAGAGAGGAGGAGCAGAGGAAGAGGUGGAAGAGCGGCAGCAAGGAGAGGGGGAGAGCGCCUCGGAAACAUCAGAGAACACCGGAGGUGUAGGGGGGCGGCGCCUCCUGCUCGGCCCCUACCACUUCAACAUGAAGGAGGAGCAGGAGGAGGAGGAGAGUGAUGAAGACGAGGAGGAAGGAGGCGCUGAGGAGUUUCUCCCCUGCUGCAGACCUGCAGUUCUGCGUCGCUCUCUCUCUGAGGGUUCUCUACUGCAGGAGCCUCGAUCGCCCCGCUUCCUGUCCGACAGCACCAUCCAUAGACUCACCCGCCCGACGACCUUUGACCUCGACCCCGUCACAUGCCCGGGCCACCGCCCCCCCUCCAUCCACACCCUCAGGAAACAGCUGACCAGAGAGGGCAGGUCUCUGCACCACAUGCUGCUGCUGCUCAACGGCUCCAAGGAUCCGGAGUUCAGAAACCUUCAACUGAGGAAGAAGACCAAGAGUCUAGCCGCUGAUGUUCGGAGCCGCCUGGCGUUUCUACGGCCACGGAAGAAGAGUACCUGCGUCCAUAGUAACAGUUUGGAGAAAGCCCUGAGAAACAACAGACCGUCUACAAGGGAGGUGCUGAGGUGGGCUGAGAGUCUGGAAGCUCUGCUGACCAAUCAGUAUGGUUUGGCGGUGUUCCGUCACUUCCUGAGGUCAGAGUUCAGCGAGGAGAACCUGGACUUCUGGUUGGCUGUGGAGAGGUUCAAGAGGACACGCCCCCUGAGCAAGAUGGCCACUAGAGCUGCGAAAAUCUACGACGAGUUCAUUUCCACCAGCGCAGCGAGACAGGUGAACGUGGACUCAUCCGUCAGAGAAGCCACCAAUCAGAGCCUGCGUCUUGGCGUUAAACCCUCCUCCUUCCAGCUGGCCCAGGAUCAGAUUUUCGGCUUGAUGGUCACAGACAGUUACCCACGAUUCCUCAGGUCCCGCCUCUACGCCCAGCUGGCCAAUCAGCACACACAUACAGCCACAGAGGUGGCCACUGACAGCGGAGCUGGGUCUGUGCCUGUCGGCCAAUCGUGAGUGAGAAGACGACAGAGGCGGGGUCAGACUGAUGGUCAACCAAUCGGCUGUCAUCUGUUCCAAGAAGAGCCGGCUAAUUAAAAGAAACUAUCCAGUUGCAUUAUGGGAAAUGUAGGAUCCAGUGUUUUCUCCACCUGUUGCUCAGAUCCUUCACAGCUUCUUUGUUUGUUUCGUAGUGACAGCGAACCUCCUCAGUAUUGUUUGAGUAAUCAGUUUAUCAGCUUUAACCCACUGAGUCAAAUGUUUGUUUCGGUUCUAAAACUUCUAAUUUUAAGUCUGUGAAACCUGAAGUGUUUUAAGUCACUGUUGGAGUUACUCUGUGUUUAAUGCUAAUAAACUAAUGUUAGCAUGCUAGCACACUAAACAAAGAUGGUGAACCUGCUAAACAUCAGCAUGUUAGCAUAUUGAAGUUAGCCUUUAGCCUGCUGAUAUGGUGGUCACACAGGAGAGGCUUGUUGUCCUUCACGUUAUAAAUGUGUUCACUAAAACCAGCAGACGAGCCAAAGAGCUGACGUCUGAACAUCAGGAUCUUUGGAAAAGAAAUAACGACCGUCUGUUUCUUGAUUUUCUGCCUCAGUAACUUUGUAGUUAGUUAGUGAAGUUUGUGUGAAUUACUAGACUGAAAAUGCUGUUCUGUCACAGAAGAUGAUUAAAAACGUGUAUCUGAGGUUUGUCUGCUCACCUGUUGGAUAAAGAGACCGUGAGGAUUGA
This is a messenger RNA of Micropterus salmoides (largemouth bass), 6617 nucleotides long. Its product is annotated as regulator of G-protein signaling 3-like. The record is from RefSeq and is a predicted model, not a curated record. NCBI's taxonomy places the organism in Eukaryota, Metazoa, Chordata, Actinopteri, Centrarchiformes, Centrarchidae. Gene Ontology annotation, cellular component: nucleus; plasma membrane. Bases 1818 to 5906 code for a protein of 1362 amino acids. Gene Ontology annotation, biological process: signal transduction. Gene Ontology annotation, molecular function: protein binding. The transcript has 27 exons.